GCUUACUGCAGCCGGAUGAUUAAGACAGCUGAUGAAGGGGGGGCAGAUUGAUUAAUCGAAAUUAAUUUGCAUUAACCGAUGGAGGGCCAAAUGAUUGAUUGAUUGACUGUUGAUGGUGUCGUGGACGAGAAUUACUAGUGUGAACAGAUAAAACUAGUAGUUGGUUUUGAAGGGAGAGGAGAGAAAGAGGGAGAGUGGAAGGACGGGUGAUGGUGUCGCUGUUCUGUUUGUAAGAUGCGGGUAAACCAGAAAGAACAAGUGGAGCAUCGAUGGUUUACUGCUGCAUCCCCCCCAUGCCUCAUAUACUUCCCCAAGAACUACGUACUUUCUCCUCCUUCACCUUCUGACCAAAGGACAAAGUUGUAUACUGUCCGACCAGCUUUGCGACCGGGCUUCGAGUGUCUCAUGGUUCUUGACUUGACUCUGUGGCUUUCUCUCCAUAUCACGGUUACCUUUCCUAGACCUGGUCUGAGAGGCGUAUGCUCCCUAGGCAUCAAGGAAUGUACCCAUACGCCAAGGUCAAAACCAACGCCCGUCGUGGCAUUCCGCCCUGUCAGUCGUCGUUGCAAGGGACGCAACUCACUCUCUGAGUGGCUUGCUCCUUUCCAUGGAUCCCAAGUCGGUCCGAAUCUCGAUGUCCAUGUGGCCUGCAUUCAAGGAAAAGAGAGUAUCACGGUGCAGGGACUCACCAGACCUGAUCAUCUUGGAUCCAAAACACUGCUUAUUCGACAACCUUAUUGGGGGGUGACCAACCCCGGAGACUAAUGCCCUGCACAAAGGGCCCAGCACUAAAAUAACUUGAAACCAGUGCUGGUCUGCAGAUCGGAUGCUACGAACAAUCCGGUUGAUGCGGGGAUGACACAAAAUCAUCACCUUGACAACCCUCUA
Messenger RNA from Aspergillus neoniger CBS 115656, 888 nucleotides. RefSeq lists its product as uncharacterized. The record is from RefSeq and is a predicted model, not a curated record. Bases 235 to 765 code for a protein of 176 amino acids. The transcript is spliced from 2 exons. Lineage: Eukaryota; Fungi; Ascomycota; Eurotiomycetes; Eurotiales; Aspergillaceae.